GGGGUGAGGAUGGAGGGAGACCGGGCCGGGAGGCUGUGUCAGGCUGGGCCCGCGGGCCUCGGCGGGGCCGAGCGGAAGGGAGGACGGCGGUGGGGACCGUGCCCUGUCUUCCGCCCCGCCCCUUGGGACCACCUCCAUUCCCCCCUGCUGCCCGGUGGCGGCUGCCUGGCCCGGGUCUGGUAGUUGGGCUCACUGAGGCCGCCCUUUCAGCCCUCCGGUCUCCCGACCCACGGAGAGGCCAUCUCCCCGCGGUCACGGCACGGCCUCCUCUGCACCCCACUCUACUUUUCCAAAGAGAGAAGGCCGGCUGGGAUCGCGGGAGUUUCCCGCCAGAGCAGGGUCCCCGGGAGGAAGAGCUGUUCUCUACGAGGAAGUUGAGCUGUCGCUCCCACCUGCUUCGCCUCUCUUCUUCCUUGAAACCUGAAUGCUACUCCUCGCCUACCGGGUCUCACGUAAAACAGUUCUCCAACUCUUUUUACCCUGUGAUAUUUCCCUGGGAUGUGAUAUUGCUAGAGCCACCACCAGAGAGAAACAUCUGGACCCUUCUGCACAGGUUAUGAAAACCCCCUUAACUGCCGCCGUCUCCUUACCUGGCUCAUCGCCUCUUGGAUUCUGUGUCUUCACUAAAGCCAGUGAUGUGAAGAGACCUGAAAUGGAUGACACAGCUGACGGGGUGAAGAUGGACGCUGGGGAGGUGACCUUAGUGAACCACGGCUCCACCUUCAGAGCCCACCGCCUGCCACAGUCAGGCUUUCCAGAGGAGCAGCUUCUGCUUUCUGACCAGCAGAGCUUGCCUUUCAGGCAGGGGACUUUAGACGGAUCUUUCACGUGUUCUACAAGAAGUGCAGCCUAUCGUCCAGAUUAUCACUCAGAUAACCCUUCCUCAGACAGUUUCCUUGGCUCAGGUGACAGAAGAACCUUUGGUCAAAGUGCAAAUGGACAAUGGAGAAAUUCCACUCCAGCGUCAGGCUCAGCGCUACAAAAACCAAGAAAUAGCCGAAGUCUUUACCUCGAAACCCGGAAGACCUCAAGUGGAUUAUCAAACUCCUUUGUGGGCAAGUCCAAUCACCACUGCCACAUGUCUGCGUAUGAAAAGUCGUUUCCCAUUAAGCCUGCCCCAAGUCCAUCCUGGAGUGGGUCAUGUCGUCGGAGUCUUUUAAGCCCUAAGAAAACUCAGAGGCGGCAUUUCAGCACAGCAGAAGAGACAGUUCAAGAAGAAGAGAAGGAGAUCUACAGACAGCUGCUGCAGAUGGUCACAGGGAAGCAGUUCUGUGUAGCUAAACCCACCACACAUUUUCCGUUACACCUGUCUAGGUGUCUUAGUUCCAAUAAGAACUCUUUGAAAGACUCGCUGUUGAGAAACGGAAACUCUUGUGCAUCUCAUGUCAUUGGUUCUGAUACGUCAUCCUCUGGAUCUGUCAGCAUUUUAACUGCACAGGAGCAGUUGUCCCACAGUGCACAUUCCCUGUCAUCUGGUACCCCAGAUGUUGCCUUUGGAUCCAAAGACUCUGAUCCUCACCAUCACCUCGCUGCACCUCAUCAGCCAAAUAGCUUACCAGCAUCAAAUUCACAGCCGGAAGGGUCAGACUCUGUGAUUUUACUUAAAGUGAAAGAAUCUCAGACUCCAGCUUCCAGAUACCUCAGUCCAUUGAAGAGACGUUCUUGCCCCUACAUUAUUCCUUAUUCAGCAGUCAUGGAUCUGCUCUCUAGCAGCCCUACAUUCUUCCAGGCAGAGCUAUGGAUCAAAGAAUUAACCAGUGUUUAUGAUUCUCGAGCUCGGGAAAGAUUGCGCCGGAUUGAAGAACAGAAAGCAUUGGCACUACAGCUUCAAAACCAGCGACUGCAGGAGCAGGAACACGCAGUACUUGACUCGGUAGAGCUUCACCUUCGUGUGCCUCUUGAAAAGGAGAUUCCUGUCACGGCUGCCCAAGAAACCAGGAAACAAAGUCACCAACCGACUGACAGUGAAGACGAAUUUCCUGAAAUUACAGAGGAAAUGGAAAAAGAAAUAAAGAAUGUAUUUCGUAACGGUAACCAGGAUGAAGUCCUCAGUGAGGCAUUCCGCUUGACCAUUACACGCAAAGACAUUCAGACUCUAAACAAUCUAAACUGGCUCAAUGAUGAGAUCAUCAAUUUCUACAUGAAUAUGCUAAUGGAACGCAGUAAAGAGAAGGGAUUUCCAAGUGUACAUGCGUUUAAUACCUUCUUCUUCACUAAGCUAAAAACAGCUGGUUAUCAGGCAGUGAAACGCUGGACAAAGAAGGUGGAUGUGUUCUCGGUUGACAUUCUUCUGGUGCCCAUUCACUUGGGUGUGCACUGGUGUCUAGCUGUUGUAGACUUUAGAAGGAAGAGCAUCACCUACUAUGACUCCAUGGGUGGGGUCAACAACGAGGCCUGCAGGAUCCUCUUGCAAUACCUAAAACAAGAAAGUGUUGACAAGAAAAGGAAAGAGUUUGACACCAACGGCUGGCAGCUCUUCAGCAAGAAGAGCCAGGAAAUCCCACAGCAGAUGAAUGGGAGCGACUGUGGAAUGUUUGCUUGCAAAUAUGCUGACUGCAUUACCAAAGACAGACCAAUCAACUUCACACAGCAACACAUGCCAUAUUUCCGGAAGCGAAUGGUCUGGGAGAUCCUCCACCGGAAGCUCUUGUGAAGAUUCUCAGUGAGCAGACCCUGAGCAUGUGGGGACCAACCUUUGCCAUGGACAGCCGGAGACCUUGGAAAGAGCUGCUCCUCCCCUCCCCUGUGGUUGUAGAGCCCUUGACCCUGGACCAGGCCAGGCGAGAUGCAUUCACAAGCACAUCUGCCUUCCCUUUUGUAGCUCAGAUCCUAUUUUUGCAAAGAAACUUUGGUGCUGUGAAAGGGUGAGGGAGCAUCCCUCCUGAAGAGACUGCUUUUCACUUCAGCUCUGCCGUCGUUCUUUUCCAAGGGCUCCAGCUCACUGAGUCCCUCACUAGGAGCCCAAGGAAGUCUCGGGAAGAAUCUGGGUUUCCUAUAAAUCCUCGUUGCUAGGCCUUACCGAGGAGCAGGGAAGGGCAUGGGCAGCAGGUAGCGGUAAACCACCAGCAUGUAGGCACACACAUCCCCAAGACGCAGUCGGGAAUGGAACUGCUUAAGUCCCUCCUCCAGAACCUUCCUAUUUAUGUGCCCUCCAUGAAACCGACUGCUUCUCCUCCAAGCUGUUUCUUCACUGGUAGCGUCAUCCCAUCGUAAGCACACUACACAAGCCCUGGCAGACCCUAAAGUCUCAAGCAGUCCGUUCCUUACAAGCAGGGUUGCAUGUGCAAGCACGCACGUGCUGUGGGAGGGCCCACCCAGAAGUACUGAGCGCAGCAGCCGGCCCCAGCUUCACUGCUGCCUGCUUCUGACCAAGAAGGAGGACCUUGGCGGUUAGCAUCACAUACCAGAGUUGGAUGAAUACAGGUCUAGGUGGUCUGUGGCUAGUUAGUUUAAAUAUGUUUCUAGCCACAGAGAAUUUUAUAUACAUAUAUACCUAUAUGUGUGUAUACAUACAUAUAUAUAUAUAUACACACACACAUACAAUGUGAAAUAUAUAUUUCACAGGGAUAUGUUUUUAAAAGUAAAAAAAAAAGACUGAAUGUGUUUACCAUUUAGUCUGUAGGUUUAUUUUCAUCUUUCAAAUUCCAGCACACAGUGAUCCCAGCAAGCCCUGUGUAUCGGGCCUUUGUAGAUUUCCUAAGAGUAUUUUGAGACCUGGAUGAAUCUGGUUUAGGAAUAAAGGUUAUCAAGGUCAAUGAUGCUGUCAGCUGAAGAUGGGAUGAAUUAGACAGAUAAACUUGAGGUUUUUAAACUGC
This is a messenger RNA of Mus caroli (Ryukyu mouse), 3815 nucleotides long. It is a transcript of the gene Senp1, whose product is annotated as SUMO specific peptidase 1. The record is from RefSeq and is a predicted model, not a curated record. Gene Ontology annotation, molecular function: deSUMOylase activity. Gene Ontology annotation, cellular component: nucleus. Gene Ontology annotation, biological process: protein desumoylation; proteolysis. NCBI's taxonomy places the organism in Eukaryota, Metazoa, Chordata, Mammalia, Rodentia, Muridae.